UCCUAAACUGGAGCUUCAGCUCCAACAGAGCUGAAUCAAAGCUCUACAGCUCUGGUUUAUACGCUAAGAUGCUGAGCUUCCGGUCUGAAGGGGGAGGAGUCUAAGAUGCUUCCAGAUGCUUAAAGUCACCUUGAAGGGGGCGGAGCCUCAGGUACGGAUGAGGAUUAGGACUAACUGGUUCAGACUCCAUUUCGCAGCAGAGCAGAGUAUGGAUCAGACGGUUCUUCAUCCUGCCUCCUGUGACCCGAUGUUUGGAUCUGAACCCGAGUGAAGUCCUCCGUCCAUCUGAAGGUCCAGAAGAUGGAAAAUCUGGAUCUAAAAGAACCUCCAGGAUCCAUCAGUCCAUCUAUGAGGAGUGACUGGUCCAAACCAGAACCUCUAGACUUCAGUACUGAACCUGGACCCUCAGACAGAAAGAGCAGCUUUAGUGAUGAGGAGUUGUGCUGUGCUUUGGGUCAGAAUGUUCUGAUGGAUUCGGGUUGGACCAGCUUCUCCCAGUGUGGGAAACAACCCAGAACAGGAUCUGGACCGACAGCCAAUCAGAGCAGCCGUGCUCCAGCAGAUGUUGGUCUGCAGGAGGUUCUAGAGGAACAUAAGAUCAGUCUGAGGAGAAGAUGUGAACGUGUGACUGAAGGAAGUGAUGAAACAGGAAGUAGAACCCUCCUCAAUAGGAUCUACACUGAUCUCUUCAUCACAGAGGGACAGAGUGACGAGGUUAACACCCAGCAUGAGGUGAAGCAGCUGGAGAGAGCUUCCAAGUUCCAGAACCUCCAUGAUUCUGCAAUCAGGGUCCACGACCUUUUUAAAGCCUUCCCUGAUCAACAUGGACCCAUCAGAGUGGUUCUGACCAACGGCGUUGCUGGUGUUGGAAAAACCUUCUCAGUGCAGAAGUUCACUCUGGACUGGGCUGAGGGCUUUGAGAACCAAGAUGUCAGUGUGGUGGUUCUGCUUUCGUUCAGGGAGCUGAACUUGAUCAGAGAUCAGCAGCACAGUCUUCUCUCUCUGCUCCAUGUUUUCCAUCCAACACUCCAGAAGCUCCCAGCAGAGCAACUGGCUAAAUGCAAACUCCUCUUCAUCCUUGACGGUCUGGAUGAAAACAGACUUUCAUUGGACUUCAACAACAGUCAUCUGGUUUCUGACGUCACACAGAAAUCAUCGGUUAAUGUUCUGCUGACAAACCUCAUCAAGGGGAACCUGCUUCCCUCGGCUCUCAUCUGGAUAACUUCCAGACCUGCAGCGGCCAAUCAGAUCCCUCCUUCAUGUGUUACCAGGGCAACAGAAGUACGAGGCUUCACCGACGCCCAGAAGGAGGAGUACUUCAGGAGGAGGUUCAGUGAUGAAGAGCUGUCCAGCAGAAUCAUCUCCCACAUCAAGACCUGCAGGAGCCUCCACAUCAUGUGUGGAAUCCCAGUCUUCUGCUGGAUCACUGCUACAGUUCUGGAGAACAUGGUGACCUCAGAGCAGAGAGGAGAGCUGCCCAAGACCAUGACUGACAUGUACUCUCACUUCCUGCUGGUCCAGACAAAGAGGAAGAAGAACAAGUACCAUGGAGGACAUGAGACAAGUCCACAGGAGCUGAUGGAGGCUGACAGGGAAGUUCUUCUGAAGCUGGGGAGGCUGGCGUUUGAACAUCUGGAGCAAGGAAACAUCAUGUUCUACCAAGAAGACCUGGAGCAGUGUGGUCUGGAUGUCACAGAGGCCUCAGUGUACUCAGGAGUUUGUACAGAGAUCUUCAAAAGAGAGAGUGUGAUCUUCCAGAAAUCAGUCUACUGCUUUGUUCAUCUGAGCAUCCAGGAGUUUCUGGCUGCAGUCUACAUGCUCCACUGCUUCACCAGCAGGAAGUCAGAGGAGAUCAAGACGUUCCUGGGAGAAAAAUACAGAGAAACAUCUCUAGAUGAGUUCAUGAAGAAAGUCAUGAAGGAAUCCCUCAGCAGUCAAAAUGGCCACCUGGACCUGUUUGUCCGCUUCCUUCAUGGUCUCACUGUGGAGUCCAACCAGAGACUCUUAGAAGAUCUGCUGGGUCAGACAGAGACCAGACCAGAAACCAUCCAGAGAAUCAUCACCAACCUGAAGAAGAUGAACACUGAUAGAAUCUCUGCUGACAGAAGCAUCAACAUCUUCUACUGUCUGGUGGAGAUGAACGACGUCUCAUUUUAUCAGGAGAUCCAACGGCUGCUGGAUUCAGGGAAGGAGCUCUCAGAGUCUGACUGUUCAGCUCUGGCCUUCAUGCUGCAGAUGUCAGAGGUUCUGGAUGAGUUGGACCUGGAGAAGUACAACACAUCAGAAUCAGGACGACUGAGACUGCUUCCAGCUGUGAGGAACUGCAGAAAGGCUCGACUUGGUGGCUGUUUGCUCCGAAAGGAUGAAUGUGAAGUUUUGGCCUCGAUUCUGAAGUCCAACCCAGAUCUGACUGAACUGGUAAUAAAUCAGAUCUACAUACUGGGAGGUGGAGACUCUGAUAUGAAGCAUCUGGUUGAGAUCCUGGAGAAUUCAGUCAGUAAAGUGAAGAUUCUGAGUUUGGACUGCAGUUUAUCAGAGACCAGCUGGACGUCUCUGUUCUCAGCUCUGAAGUCCAACCCGACCAUCUGACAGAACUGGACCUGGACAGAACCAACCUGGGAGAUUCUGGACUGAAGGAGUUCUGUGGUUUUCUACAGACUGAAGGCUGCAGACUGGAGACAUUGAGGUUGAAUGAAUGCAGUUUGUCAAAGAUCAGCUGUGAUGAUUUGGCCUCAACUCUGAAGUCCAACCCGACCCGUCUGACAGAACUGGACCUGAGAGAAAACAGCCUGAAGGAAUCAGAUGUUCAGCAGCUGAAGGAUCUUGUAGCGACUUUAAAGUUCUGAUCUCUGUAAAGUAGAGAACGUCUCUGUGUCCUGCUGAUCCUCACAGGUUGAAGCUGCAGCAGUUUGAGUCUAAAGAGACUCUGGAUCAUGAUUAUGACCUCUGACCUCAAAGAUUUUCCUCCUGUUUAUUUUCUCAUGUCUGUCAUUUAGUCUCUGAUAUUGUUUGUCUCUUUGGAUCAAUAAAGAUCUGAUUCAAACUGGGCUCCAUUUAGAGGCUUCAUGGAGUUUUGAUCUGAACUGGAUUCAACUGAACUGGAAAGUUGAUCUUUUUUCUCUCUGGUUCAUUUUCAUCCUGGAACCAGAAAUGGUCUGAGAAUGGAAACAUGGGAAUCAUUUCCAGUUCAGCUUUAAAGUCAUGAAAGACACUUCAUACCUCUUUUCUCUGCUGCUUCUUCCUUCUGUUGACAUGAAAAUGUUCCUUAAAGCUCCACAGAUAAAAAGAUGUUUUACUGGAAACGGCAGAGAAACUUCAGCUUCCACCACAGAAACCAGUUUAACCAGUUUAGAACUGGAUGUCCCACAGAAACUCUGAUCUUGGAGCAGUUUUCAGGAACAUCCAUCUUUUAAUCUGAAUAAAUAUACAUAUAUAUUUUAUAGUCAUUAUAAAAGUAUUUAAGUAAUCAAGUUUUGCAUCAUAGUCAUUGAUUCUCACUGCUAUAAUAUUUCUCAGUUUGUUUUUGGUGGUGAACUUUUUCAGUUUUCCAGUUAAUCUAGAGAACAUUAGGGGGAAUGGAGACUCAAUAUGUCACAUCAGGCUCUUUACUGUGGUUGUGCUGAUUUAUUCAGAAUUCAUGGGAUAACGUGGUGACUGGUUCAUAUUUUGUUCAUAUUUAUUUUAAUGUAACGUGGGUUCCUCUGUGUUUAAUGAUGAGCUAAUAAAGUUUUUCAUAAUGUUUUUUGUGGGCGUUUUAUGCAUUUUAUUUUGUACAAAUAUUGUAACUACAUCUUUAUUUUAAUCCUCUGUGCUGUUCAGCUUAUUGUAUUCAGAUUAACAAUAAAUCCAAAUAUAUUUUGAUUUUGUAUCUUUUGUUUGACAGUUUAUUUCAAUAAAAUCAGAAACAUC
Molecule: messenger RNA, 3909 nt
Organism: Poeciliopsis prolifica (blackstripe livebearer)
Lineage: Eukaryota; Metazoa; Chordata; Actinopteri; Cyprinodontiformes; Poeciliidae
Product: NLR family CARD domain-containing protein 3-like
Exons: 10
Coding region: 301-2589 (762 amino acids)
Source: RefSeq, a predicted model, not a curated record